UAGGACGCAUCUUGGACGCUCCCGAUACGCACCGAAACCAGGCGAAAUCCCGAUGUGUGGUUAACACGUGUUGGAGACUGGACCAGAGCCGCCUUCCAUAUGGGCGAAUUCAAAACGCACAGAGCGCUGCUGUAUCUCACCCUCCAAGAACAAGAAUGACCUCUUCACGAAGAGCGAUAACAAGUUCGACAAGUAACGGUAAUUUAUGUGAGGUUUGUGGAAUCAAACCGAAAUAUGUAGACUCUUCGGGAGCGACGCACUCGUUCUGUGGACGAACAUGCGCUGCUCGCGGCUCUACCACCGGUGCCGCCACAAAGUCUCCUACUUGCAGGAUCAGGGGCUGUAGGAAUGUGGUGGAUCCCACUUUCCAAGGUUUCUGUUCAGAAGGUCAUGCAAAACAAGGGGUCGGUACCGGCCUCGUGCAAGGAUGCUCCCGCUGCAAAAUCUUACCCCAGACAAAUGGCCAGAUGUGCUCCAGAUGCGCACAGCUACCCGCUGAUGCACCGCGAAUGUGGAAUAUCAACAAUUCAGGUACUGUGUGGAGAGAAUUCGAGCGCGAGUGGAAUGACAGAUGGAGUGAUGGAAACUCAGCAACGAUCGAGCAGUUAUUCGAAAUAUCAUAUCCGCCUGCCAUCGCCGAUGAAAAAGAUUCAUAUUGCCAACACCUGAAAUCGACUGGGGGUAUGCGGCUAUUUCGCACCUUCCACGCUUCCCAGUGUAUAUGUGACAUGGGAACCAAUGGGCCGACGUUGUGUACCUGGGGCUCAUGUGGCAUCUGCAACAUUGUCAAGUCCGCUUUCAGGGAGAUCGCGUUUGGUGCUCCCUUCAAUAAAGGACGACACGGGAAUGGUUUGUACUCUUGCACUAAUCCCUUUGGGGCAGACCGUUUUGCAACUUCAUGCUUGAGCUCACCGUAUCGGGUGAUGAUCGCAUGUGAUGUUGUCCUACCUCAAGUUCCGAGUAAAAACAACUCGGUUCUGACGGACGACUUGAUUGUGGUUCGAGACCCGGCUGCUAUUACUCCAAGAUACGUUGUGAUAUAUACCAAAGCCAAGUGAGAGGUCAGCCUGGAUUGCUGCAUGACAGGUAUGCCGGCGGCAAGAGUUAGCAAACCGCACGAAAAGUACGAGCAGAGAUAUCAGCCGUCAGUCAUCGAUAAGUGUUAGGGGGUGCCUCGUUGCAAACUCCUGGCUAGAAUACAUCCGCUAUGAGCAACUUGCAAUGUGGAUGGUCGUUAUCCUCGAAUGGACUGGCAUCGAGGAUGCAACGUGUUUGAUCUGGUUCCUCAAAAAUCAAAUUGCGGGAGCUUCUUAUUUCAUCUCCAACGCGAAAGUAGUCCAU
This is a messenger RNA of Pisolithus orientalis, 1341 nucleotides long. RefSeq lists its product as uncharacterized. The record is from RefSeq and is a predicted model, not a curated record. NCBI's taxonomy places the organism in Eukaryota, Fungi, Basidiomycota, Agaricomycetes, Boletales, Pisolithaceae. The coding region runs from base 156 to 1058 and encodes 300 amino acids. The transcript is spliced from 8 exons.